AAAACGAAGAAAAUGGGACAGAUGUAGAAAAAGAUGAGAAUACUGUGAAAUGUAGUUCUGAGGUAAUUGUCGAGGAAAUUAAUUCUGAUCAUAACAAAGCUAAGAGUCUAAAUGUGUCCGAAUUGAUGUCAUUAAAAUUAAGUGAAAAUGAAACUUUGGAUUUUAAAGAUUGUGGUACAUGGCCUGAAAAAAUAAUAGAUUCUCAAAGAACUCAUAUUGUUAGAAUGAGAAUGAACUAUAUUGAAAAAUUGGAUCUUACUAGAUCUGAAAGAGAAGGGCGAUCUGUUAAUGUUUCUUGGUUUUUCAAAAAUCUUGUUAAUGGAAAUCAAUGUCGUCGAACUUGGCUUAGCUACUCCAAAUCAAAAAAUGCAUUAUUUUCAUUAGAUGGGUUUAUUAAUUGGAAAAAAUUUUCAGAAAGAAUACCAGAACAUGAAAAUUCUAAUAUUCAUAAAAAGUAUUUUUGUUCGUGGAAAAUGCUGGAAAUGUCAAUUUGUGAAGGUAAAGGAAUUGAUAUUGAGUUACAAAAUGAAAUAAAGUUAGAAGAAAAUCAUUGGAGAUUAGUAUUAAAAGCAAUAAUUGACAUAAUUAUGCAUCUAGCAAUGGAGAACAGUGCUUUUCGUGGAACUGACGAACUUGUUUCUAAUAUAGAUAUCUCACACGAAGAGCAAAUGUCUCAAGUUAUUCGUUAUGUGGUUGUAAAUGAAAAUGGAUGUGAAAUCGUGGAAAGUUUUCUAGGUUUUUUACAAGUUUUUAAAAAAACUGGUGAGGCAAUAAAAGAAGAUAUUUUGAGAAGCUUGUCUAAUCAUAGUAUUGAUUUAUCCUACUGUCGCGGUCAAUCAUAUGACAAUGGAGCUAAUAUGGCCGGGAAAUGGAAAGGUGUUCAAGCUAGGAUCAGUUCUAUAAACUCUUUGGCUAGGUUUAUUCCUUGUACGGCCCACAGUCUAAACUUAGUAGGCUUAUAUGCCGCUAAAUGUUCACCAGAAUUAGAAAAUUUCUUUGGUAUAGUUCAAAAAUUGUUCAAUUUUUUCUCUAGUUCUACUCAGAGAUGGGAUAUUCUUAAAGAACAUCCUAAAUUUUCAUUGAAAGGUUAUAGUACGACCAGAUGGUCUGCAAAACAACGCGCUGUUAAAUCAUUAUGUUUGCAGUUAGGCCAAGUUAUUCAUGUUUGUAAGUUACUCAAAAAUAGUAAUUUAUGUGAAGAAGCAAGUGUUGAAUUAAAUGGUUUGUUGAAAGGGAUAGCAAAUUUUAAUUUUAUAUAUAUAGCCACUCAACACUUAAAAGGUCUGAUAUAUUUUAUUGAGAAAUUUAGGGAAGAAGGUAUUGAAGAAGCACUUGAUGAAUCAAAACAAAAAUCAACCGAGUUAUCAAUAGAACCGGUAUUUCCAUCGAUUCGAGUUAGAAAAAAGAAAAAAAUGCCUGGUGAAUUAGCGGAGGACGAAUCAUCAACAUUAUCCGAAGAAAAUAAAUUUAAAAUUUUAAUGAAAAAAGUCUGUGAUAGAAUCUUGAACGGCUUAAAAGAAAGAUUUGACUCAAUUGAUGAAGCUUUGGAUAGUUUUACUCAACAUGCAAUUCAAUUGGAUAAUAAAUUAAUAGAUGCUCGUUCACAUGAAAUUUUAAAUUUUAUUCUUAAAAAUAGUCUUCAAGAAGCUUAUCCUAACAUAUUCACAGCUUAUCAAAUAUUUUUGACAUUACCCGUUACAUCGGCAUCUUGUGAACGUAGUUUUAGUAAACUGAAACUAAUUAAAUCAUAUCUAAGAUCAACUACAAAGCAAACAAGAUUAAAUGACCUGUCAAUUAUAUCCAUUGAGCACCAAGUUGCUAAAUCCAUAGAUUAUGAAGAUAUCAUUAAAGAAUUCGCACUUAUAGAUUUGAAUAGUAUGCUGAAUCUCCAAGAUGAUUCCCCAACAGACAAAGCCAAAUUUCCAUGGAUUAUUACUGAUGCAAAUUUAAUAAGAAGUUUGAUUUUAUAUGGACCCUGUAAGCCAGAUAUUAACUUUUUCCCAUCUUAUGGCAAAUUUAAGUGGGAUUGGAUUUAUGGUAUUAAUGAUUGGAAUCACUUGUCACAAAGUAUUCAAAGACAUGAAUCAUCUAUUCAACAUUUGGAUGAUGCCAAAAUUCGUUACAUUUGGGUUAAAAAUGAAACCAUUGACGAUAGUUUAGAAAAACAAUAUACUGAUGAAGCAGUGAAAUGGAGGAAUGUAUUGAAAAGGUUGAUAAAAAUUAUACUUUCUAUAACAUCAGGAAAUUGUGCUUUAAGAGGGAAUGAAGGAGGCCUAAAAAUUAAGUGUGCCACCGAAGGAAACUUUUUAAGAACAGUUCGAUUACUCGCAGAGUUUGAUCCUAUUUUAUAUGAUAUUUUAAAGUUAUGUCAUUUAAUUUGUAAUAAAAUAAGAUCUAGUAGUUUCUUUUCUGUUAUAUUAGACUCAACUCAAGACAUAACCAAACAAGACCAACUCAAGUUCGCCAAGAUGGGCUCAGCUAGCCUUUGGUGA
Melanaphis sacchari is the source of this 2492-nucleotide messenger RNA. Its product is annotated as zinc finger MYM-type protein 1-like. The annotation marks the transcript as partial. The record is from RefSeq and is a predicted model, not a curated record. Gene Ontology annotation, molecular function: protein dimerization activity. NCBI's taxonomy places the organism in Eukaryota, Metazoa, Arthropoda, Insecta, Hemiptera, Aphididae. The transcript has 9 exons.